GCUGAGAUACUGCAGUUACUCAGAAGACAGGGUUAUUCAAGAAUCAAAUAUUAUGAUCUUGGUCUAUCUCCUCCUACACUGGAUGUCAUCAUGCUAGAUCAUAAAGGAGAUAUUGAGAGCUGCUUACGUGAGUGUCUCGCUAAAUGGUUACAGAAAGCUGAUAAUGUACAGGAGACUAAAGGUGGUCCUACUAUCUAUUCAUUGGUAUCAGCAUUAAGGGAAUUAGGAGAGAAUGGAGUAGCUGAUGGAAUAGAUAUGGAGAAGCAUCCUGCUUGUAAAAUUCUUGCUCGUCAUACCUCACACCAAUCUCUUGUGACAGCAUUACCUUCAUUGGCUGCAUUGCUGUAUUGGGAGUAUGUUAUAAAGGAGGAGAUACUAAGUAUCAGCAUAGAGGUUUAGCUGGUUCAAAUAAAGGAAGCUGUUUGUACUGAACAUUUCAAACUUGAAGUGUUUGCUGGUAUUUUAUGUCAAUUCAAAGCCACUGCUGAGAUAGGAAAUACUAUUAUGAGAGAAUACAGAAACAUCUUUUUCAGUGAUGAUCUCAUUGACAAUGGCAAAGUCCUGAAAAUAUAUCUACCUAUGAGUGUUACUUCAGAGUUUAAGAUGAUGCGAUUGAAGCUUGCACAUAUCUUCUUUGAAGUGGGAUCAAUCAUGAUGAGCAAUCCUCAGUAUCCAACCAUCAGUUAUUUCAAAUAUGUACUGGGUUUAUAUGAUGAAGCAUUAAGGCCACAAUUAGCUCAGUGUCGGGAUGUCCGUGAAAUUUUACAAUUAGUUUUUUAUCAUUGUCAACUUGAUGAUAUUACCCCACUGGAGUAUUUCAUUAAUCAGUUCAAUAUAGAGGAGGCUAAGCCAGUUAUUGAGGAAUACAAAAAGGCUGUUGAUGAGUUUAGAGAAGUGAAACUUAGCCAGUGUUUGAAUCAACUGUUUUUGUAUGGUUCGCCACUUAAGUGUGAAGAGAUUACUAUUGUCAUUGAUAAAGAUGCUCAAGACUUUACACUUAAAGAUGUUAAGAGAUUGUCAUCAGCUGUAUUUAAAAGCUUAUCGCAACAUGUCAGGUUAAUUGUUAUUAGAGAGAGCAGUUCUUUCACUAUCAUUUGUUCCUUCCCAUUGAUUCUAUCUGAGCAGUUAAUUACAAUUGCUCUUAAUAAUAUUGAUGUAUUGAAAGAAAACAAAGUGAAAAAAUUAACCAUUGGAUACUGCACUGUGUAUGAGGUAAAAAUUGAUGAUGCUUUCACUUCAACUAUAUUGAGAUCAGAUAAAGAGCAAUAUCAUACCACAUCAAUAUCAGCUAGUAGUGAUUUAUCAAAACAAUUGAUGUUAUCAUUGAAUGUACAACUAAUUAAUAGUAAAGAAGAAGUUAAUGCUUUGAAUGAGGAAAAUAAGAGACUGAUGACAGAAGCAGAGUCAUUGAAGGACUUACUAGAUACUAAAAAUAAGAUCAUUUGUGCCAGAAUAAUAGAGUAUGACAUGUUUAAAAGAAAAGCAGAGGAGUAUAGGGAGAAAAAUGACAUAUUAGAAGAGCAACUUGCUUUAUUUCAGUCAGAGAAAGAAAGUAAAGUGGCUGAUGAAAUACCAGCCUAUAAAGUACAAAUUUUUUUCGAAGAUUUAAAUGUAAAGUUACCUCGCAUUGCCGGCUCCUUUAAUACAAUAAUUACUGAAACUAAAGUACUGGUAGAUGAAGCAACAGAUGGCCUAGAGGUAAUGCGUAGAUACAAGGAAGUGAGGCAAAUACCUCAAGUAAAGGAAUCUGUUAAAUGUUUGAAGAAUGCUAUUGCAGCAGUUUACACAUAUCUUGAUAAAGUUAAUGGCCUGUAUCGGAUACUUGAGAAGCAGAUUCCUGAUAUAAUAGAAGACAUUGAGAGUGAAGAAUUGAGGGGUAUCGAAUUAUUAGCUUCUAAAAUUAACAAAAUAGUUCAAUCUUGCAAAAAUGAUUAUACAACACUUGUUGAGUGUUUUAGGGAAUUUGCUACUAGUAUCAAUGUAGCUCAAAUUGAGUUAACAAGACUCAAAGAGGAAGCAGAAGCUAAAAGGAGAAAUGCAAUAGCAAUAUCUGCUGCUGCAGCUACUACAGGAUUAGUACUAGGUAUAUUUACUCUUGGAGCUGGAGCAGUUGCUAGUGCAGCAUCAACUGCAGCAAGAGCUGCUGCUAUAACAGCCUUGGCAUACUCUAUAGCAGCAUAUGGUACUGCAGUUGAGUCAUUUGAUAAGACCAGCAGUAAAAGAUUUAAGGCUGAUCAGUAUGAACUGAUCCAGAAUAUGAUAGAUGGGAUUAAUCAAAUGAUGAAAGAGAAUGCAAGAAUAGGGAGAAUGACACCCAAUGAACGUACAAAUCUUGGAAUGACAAUGAGGUCCACUCUGGAAGAAAGUGUCAAGUUAUACAAGGAAACAUCUUGUGGAUUAGAAAGUACUGAAAGGAUUAAGAACACUUUCACUAGAGAAGUUGACAAUACAUUUUAUGAUUAAUUAUUGAUUGUGUUAAUUACAUAAACUGCAAUAUAGUGUUGCAAAUUGCGUGUUAGUGGUGAUUUUACU
This is a messenger RNA of Amphimedon queenslandica, 2532 nucleotides long. RefSeq lists its product as uncharacterized. NCBI's taxonomy places the organism in Eukaryota, Metazoa, Porifera, Demospongiae, Haplosclerida, Niphatidae. The record is from RefSeq and is a predicted model, not a curated record. Bases 505 to 2463 code for a protein of 652 amino acids. The transcript is spliced from 9 exons.